AUGAGUCAAUACAAAAUCACUUAUUUCGAUGCUCGUGGACGUGCUGAAGUUGCACGGCUUAUUCUGAAGUACGCUGGUGUUGAGUUUGAAGAUCAUCGUUUACAAGACCAUUCAUACGUUGGAGAGCAUCGGGAUGGUAAAAAAUUAAAUUUUUUUUUUUGUUUAUAAUAAAACGUGAACUUCAUUAAGUCUAUAAAAUCUGAUUUUGGCCACUUUUAUAUACAAUAUCUUCACUCAAAUUAAAAAUUUCGAUUCAAGUAUACUGCUUUGAAACCUUAUAUGGCAUUUUUUUCAGAUUUCCCAUUUGGUCAAGUACCAGUCUUAACAAUCGACGGUAAAGUACAUAUUGCUCAAAGCUUUGCUAUGAAUCGUUUUUUGGCCAAGAAGUACGGUUUGGCUGGAAAAGAUGAGAUGGAACAAGCUUUGGUUGACAGUUACGGUGACUUUCUGAAUGAUGCCAAUAUUAAUCUACGUGAAUUCUUUUGGGUAACAAUUGGCAGAGCUGAAGGAGACUUGGACAAACUUACUGCUGAAGCUAAGGACUACAUUGACAACAAAUGGAAGAAGUUUUUCGACAAGAUUUUUGAGGUACGUUAUGUAAUAUAAAAAACGUUUAUGCACAUUUCCAAAAAUACUACGGUGAAAUACAAUAAGUUUACACUAUAUUUUAUGACAAAUAAAUUCGAUUUCAGGAAUCUGGAAAUGGAUUCCUGGCCAAAUCUGGUGUAACAUGGGUUGACUUUCUGGCUGCGGAGUUCUACGAAACUUCUCAAAACCUUAAGAUUGAUGUUGUCACCAACAUCUCUAACUUGAAAAAGCUGCAUGACAAUGUCAAAGCGCUGCCACAGUUGAAGGAGUACUACAGUCAACGCAAACCUAGUCCAUUUUAAAUUUUGACAGUGUGGUAUAAUUUUGUACUACACUGACCUUUAGUAUUAUAAUCAUAUAAUCACACAAAUCACACGUAGAUCACAAACCAUGAGUUCAAAAUAAAUGUCAACAAAAACCUUUAUCAAUUCAUUCACGUUUUUCUUUUUUUGUUUUUGAUUUUAUCAAAAUGCAUUUUAUAGAUUUGGUAAGCACGUUAGUAAAUAAAUAAACAUUUUUUGAGUCGAUUUCACAAAUCUACUUAUCAUUUUUAACGAUUUAAAAGCAGUUUUGACGACCAUAAAGAACAAACGCUUAGACGGUGGGUAGCCUUGUAAACGUCCUUUAUUUCAACUAAAAAUAAUAUAUAAACUUUUCGAUCUUAUACAAAACAGUGAGUUUUUGAAUGUUGUUGUUAUUUUAUCACGUUUUAUCUGUAAUGAUAACAGCUCUUUUAAAUUGGUAAUAGUUUGUUAUCUUUAUAGUUAAAACUAAAUAAAUAACUUGAAUUUAGCUAUGGUUCAAUACAAACUUACCUAUUUCAACCUUCGAGGACGUGCUGAAACAGCACGUUUGAUCCUAAAAUACGCUGGUGUUGAUUUUGAAGACUUUCGUUUUGAUAGCCGCGACUACGUUGCUGAACAUCGUGAUGGUAUGUCUUGCUUAAUAAAUAGCUAUUUUAGAAUUUUAAAAAACAAAUUAAAUUGUUAAUACAGUAAAACUUUUAAACUAUAACAAAAAUACCGUAGUUUACUGCGUAAAUAUUAUAAUAUAACCUUGUAUCAAGAUUAUAAGCUUAAAUCUAGAGUUUCCUUACGGCCAAGUGCCAAUAUUACAUGUUGAUGGCACAGUGAUAGCUCAAAGUAUUGCGAUUAAUAGAUAUCUGGCCAAGAAAUACAAUUUGGCAGGUAAAGAUGAUAUUGAACAAGCUUUGGUAGAUAGCUACGUUGACUUCUUCACAGAUUUAUCUAACAACGUAUGGCCUUACAUUGCGGUAAUUAUGGGAAUGCAAGAAGGAGACCAAGACAAGCUGAAAGAAAAAGCUGUAGAACAUACAGAGAACAAGUUUGUUAAAUACUUCAACAAGCUCUAUGAGGUCAGUUAAGCAGUAUUUUUAUUUUACCAUACUUUUAGACUUAAUUCAGUAUAUUAUAGUAGAAUAAACUGUAUUUUUUGCCAAAACAAAGCAAUAACAUCAUUAAAAAGCCAUAUUUUAACUUGCAGACUUCUGGAAGUGGAUUCUUAUCCAAAUCUGGAGUAACUUGGGCUGAUUUUUUUGCUGCUGAAUUCUACGAAACUUGUGCAAACUUUGACUUGAAGUUUAUCACCAAUAUACCAAAUUUCAAAAAGUUACAUGAUAAUGUAAAAAAUCUACCAGAACUAAACGAAUACUUUGCACAACACAAACAAAGCAAAGUUUAGAUAGUACAGUAUAAUAUUGUACCUAAUAACAUAAAAGCUUAUUGUUAUGUAUUUUAAUUGACAAGACAUUAUAAACUCAAAUCUUAUUUUUGUAUCCAAUUAGUAAAUAAAUAAACAUUUUUCACACUCAAGUUCACAAACGUGCUUAUCCUAUUCGGAAGAUUUAAAACUAUUUUAACGCCCGAAAGACAACAAAAGCUAUUCGAAGGUGAGGUCUUGUUUGUAAACGUCCUUUACUUCAAUCAAAGGUCAAAAUAUAAAAAAUUUUCGGUUCUUUCUAGUCGAUCUACUAUAUAACAGAUCAGCUGUACUUAUACAUCCUUUCUGCUUGAAAUAUAUUUUUGUUUUAGAUUAUCUGACAGCUUUAUAUAACAGCUUGUUAGAGUAUAUAUUAUUUAUUUGUGUGUUUACAAAAUAGUUUACUUUAAAAGUACAGAAACUGUGUGUGGUCGUUAAUAAUCGUCAAUUUUGUAAUUUCAAAUUCUGUACUUUUUUAAAAUUAAAAAUAUUUUGAAGGUCACUAUGGUUCAAUACAAACUUACCUACUUCAAUCUUCGAGGACGUGCUGAACCAGGACGUUUGAUUCUAAAAUACGCUGGUGUUGAUUUCGAAGACUUUCGUUUUGAGGACUGGAGUUACAUUACAGAACAUCGAGACGGUAAGCACUUUCGAAUAUAACCAGCUAAAAUAAAAUUCCCUAUCAAUUAAUGCCAUUUUCAAAAUUAUACUUACUUUAUAUCUUUGAGAUUAUAAAAAAUUAAAAAAGUGUUUUAAAUAAUUUAGAACUUCCGUUCGGUCAAGUACCAACAUUAAACGUUGAUGGCACAGUAAUAGCCCAAAGCUAUGCUAUCAUACGAUACUUCGCCAGAAAGUACAACUUGGCAGGUAAAGAUGAUAUCGAACAAGCUUUGGUGGAUAGUUACGCCGACUUCUUCAACGAUCUCACUGACAAUGUGUGGCCUUACUGUAUGGUUAUAAUGGGACUGGAAGAAGGCGACAAAGACAAACUUCUAGAAAAGGCUAUAGCCUUUACAGAGAAUAAGUUUGUCAAGUACUUCAAUAAAGUCUAUGAGGUAGGUUUACCACAGAAUUUUCAAAGUUUUUGUUAGAUUUUCAAAUUUUCUUUAAAAAACUAAAAGUUAUAUAUAAUAGCAUUGUAGCUAUCAAUAAUACUUUCUUACAAUAACAAAAACUAUAGCUUCUAUAUAAUUCAAUUUUACUAAUUUUAGGCUUCUGGUAGUGGAUACUUGGCCAAAUCUGGAUUAACUUGGGCUGAUUUAGUCGCUGCUGAGUUUUACGAGACUGCUGCCAGCUUUGAUUUAAAGUUUAUCACUGACAUAUCUAAUUACAAAGCUUUGCAUGAUAAUGUCAAAAAGGUCCCGGAACUCGAAGAAUACUAUGAAAAUCGCAAACAGAGCAACGUUUAG
Bursaphelenchus okinawaensis is the source of this 3716-nucleotide messenger RNA. The record is from the annotation of a GenBank genome assembly. Lineage: Eukaryota; Metazoa; Nematoda; Chromadorea; Rhabditida; Aphelenchoididae.